This is a messenger RNA of Glarea lozoyensis ATCC 20868, 1152 nucleotides long. RefSeq lists its product as uncharacterized. NCBI's taxonomy places the organism in Eukaryota, Fungi, Ascomycota, Leotiomycetes, Helotiales, Helotiaceae. The transcript is spliced from 2 exons. The coding region runs from base 1 to 1152 and encodes 383 amino acids. The record is from RefSeq and is a predicted model, not a curated record.
AUGCUUAAUUGCUUUGGCAGGCGUAGGGUGAGCCUUAAAGACAACAUCCUUACGACAGGGGCUGUUGGCCCUUCAGAUUUCUUCGUUGAGAGCGGCGAGGGGGCUACAGGGGCUCAACCAAAUGGCAGGCCACUGUCUACACUUGGAAAUUUGAUACGAUUUAGAUCAGAACAAUGGAAAAAACUGCGUCCGUUCAGGCAGAGCACAUGUCCAGCAGCGGACCCUACAGAGGAAGAUGUACUACCUUCGCAGUUGAAGGGAGCAGAUACCAUUAUACUCGCUGGGGUCGGUGGGCAGUCAAUUGGGUUGCCUGCUGGAUUGGUAAACCCGAAUCAAAGGUCUUUUGGGGGCGAAGGGAUGGAAGUAACAUCUCAAGCUUCGACAAAUCCUAACGACGAUAGCAUUUUGUCCCGAAAUCCCAGUACGAUUUUGGACGAGUCGACAAUGGCACCGUCCACAAAGGGGGUUGCAGCUAACAACUUCCCUGACGAGUAUAACUCUGAUCAAAUUAGCCUUAGCGUAGGCUCGUCCAGAGACGGAGAGAUUUACACGCCGGCGACGUCAGAUCCCGCCAGCCCCGAGUUUUGCACAUCGGCUAUCAGUAUCAAGGACCACUUGGGCAGAUUUCGAGCAGAAAAAGUGCUUUACGACACUGGCUCACCGGACAACAUCGUCACGAAGGACUUCCUUCGACGAUAUGCCUUCCCCGAACGCCCCAUAUUCAAGCAACAUCUGACGGUGUAUGUUACGCCAGGUAGUGGCCCAUAUGCCCCGACGCAUUACGUAGAGAUAGAGGUCAAGGACGACCGGAAUGGAAUGGCACAAUUUGAGACCGUUCGAUUUUGCGUAGCGGAGUCGAUGGGAGAGUGGGAGCUCCUUCUAGGGCGACCGUUCAUGAAUGCUCAUGGCUUCACGAUGACUGGCUCUAAUAGCCCCCAUAAUGCUGUGCUCGUCUUGGUCAAGAAGAAGCCUAGUGAUAAAAACGAAGAAGAAAGGGAUCGAUUCUUGCAAACCGUCGAGAAAAGCAAGAAGAGAUCAGAAACCAUCAAAGCAUCCAGCUCAACAACUGGGACUGGAGGCUCGUCUUCGCAGCAGAAAGCUUCGAGCUCGUCGCGGAGUAGCGCACCAUCAAGGUUAUCGAAGAAGAACUAA